Molecule: messenger RNA, 706 nt
Organism: Cinclus cinclus
Lineage: Eukaryota; Metazoa; Chordata; Aves; Passeriformes; Cinclidae
Product: interferon beta-like
Exons: 1
Coding region: 1-564 (187 amino acids)
Biological process (GO): T cell activation involved in immune response; adaptive immune response; defense response
Cellular component (GO): extracellular region
Molecular function (GO): type I interferon receptor binding; cytokine activity
Source: RefSeq, a predicted model, not a curated record
AUGACCAUCAUGGCACAGAGAAGUUUACUGCAAACUUGCAUUAUAUUGGCAUUGUAUAUCAAAAUCUCACAUUCAGUUUGUCUUUUCCAAGGAAACAAAGUGAACUACCAUAUAAUGAGCUUUCUGUGGGAAAUGGGUGGUUAUUUUCCUCAGCAAUGUCUCAGUGAAACAACUGAAUUCAGAUUCCCCAUGGAGAUUACCAAGGUCACACAGAAGAACAUGAUAAGGAUCACCUAUGAGUUCCUUCAACAGGUCUUCCAACUAUUUAGCAAAAACCUUCCCGUUGAUGUUUGGAAUACAAGCAAGAUUGAGAACUUCCAAAAUGGAAUUCAUCAUCAAAUUGAAGAACUGGAGACAUGUUUGUCAGAAGAACAAUCAAAGGCAAGCAGUUUUAAAACAUGGAUCCUAAAAAGCUCAACAUACAGCAUAAAAAAGUACUUUCAAAGAAUCACCAAUUUCCUGAAAGAUAAGCAAUACAGCCAUUGCUCCUGGGAAGCAGUUCAAAUGGAAUUGAGAAAAAGUAAUAUAAUUUUUGACAGUCUUUUGAAAAAAAAAACCACAUAAAGAGGUAAAAUCUUCUUUUUUUUUUUUUUUGUUGUUUUGUUUUGUUUUUUUUUUAAUAAUACAAUAUUUUCCCCCUUCUUUAUAGGUAUUUCAUUUUCACAUUUUAAUAAUUUUCAAAUUGACAGUUGGGGCUUGUUUCCAA